Molecule: messenger RNA, 1980 nt
Organism: Perognathus longimembris pacificus (Pacific pocket mouse)
Lineage: Eukaryota; Metazoa; Chordata; Mammalia; Rodentia; Heteromyidae
Gene: Abhd3
Product: abhydrolase domain containing 3, phospholipase
Exons: 9
Coding region: 71-1291 (406 amino acids)
Biological process (GO): medium-chain fatty acid catabolic process; medium-chain fatty acid biosynthetic process; phosphatidylcholine metabolic process
Molecular function (GO): monoacylglycerol lipase activity; A2-type glycerophospholipase activity; acetylesterase activity
Source: RefSeq, a predicted model, not a curated record
CGAGGGUGAGCGAGCGCUGUCCCGGCUGCUGUCCGCCCGCCGCGCUCCCGAGCCUGGGCAGCGCUGAGCCAUGGACCUGCGGAUGCUCUCCCGGGAGCUCUCGCUCUACCUGGAGCACCAAGUCCGAGUUGGCUUCUUCGGCUCUGGAGUGGGCUUAUCCCUGAUCCUAGGCUUCAGCGUCGCCUAUGCCUGCUACUACCUGAGCAGCAUUGCCAAGAAACCCCAGUUAGUAACGGGAGGUGAGAGUUUCAGCCGCUUCCUACAGGACCACUGCCCCGUGCUGACGGAAACGUAUUACCCGACUGUCUGGUGCUGGGAGAGUCGUGGGCAGACACUGCUCAGACCUUUCAUCACUUCCAAGCCUCCAGUGCACUACAGGAAUGAACUUAUUAAAACUGCAGAUGGAGGGCAGAUUUCACUGGACUGGUUUGAUAAUGAUAACAGUACCAUUUAUACGGAUUCGAGCACCAGACCCACUAUCUUGUUGUUGCCUGGCCUCACUGGAACAAGCAAGGAAUCGUAUAUCCUUCAUAUGAUCCAUCUCAGUGAAGAAUUAGGAUACAGAUGUGUGGUUUUUAACAACAGAGGAGUAGCAGGAGAAAGUCUUUUGACGCCAAGGACUUACUGUUGUGCUAACACUGAAGACUUGGAGACCGUUAUUCAGUAUGUUCACAGCCUGUUCCCUUCUGCUCCUUUUCUGGCAGCAGGGGUUUCAAUGGGAGGAAUGCUGCUUCUGAAUUACCUGGGCAAAACUGGGCCCAAAACUCCCUUGAUGGCGGCUGCAACUUUUUCAGUUGGUUGGAAUACUUUUGCCUGCUCGGAGUCAUUGGAGAAACCACUGAACUGGCUGCUUUUUAAUUACUAUUUGACAACCUGUCUCCAGUCCUCAGUUAAUAAGCACCGGCAUAUGUUUGUUAAACAAAUUGAUAUGGAUCAUGUCAUGAAGGCUAAGUCUAUUAGAGAGUUUGAUAAGCGAUUCACUGCAGUCAUGUUUGGAUACCGGACAAUUGAUGACUAUUAUAUUGAUGCCAGUCCAAACAGGAGGUUGAAGUCAGUAAGAAUUCCUGUGCUGUGCCUCAAUUCUGUGGAUGAUGUUUUCUCACCCAGUCAUGCUAUUCCAAUAGAAAUUGCUAAACAAAAUCCUAAUGUGGCGUUGGUCCUUACUUCUUAUGGAGGCCAUAUUGGUUUUCUGGAGGGAAUCUGGCCAAGGCAGUGCACUUACAUGGAUCGUGUCUUCAAGCAGUUUGUGCAGGCCAUGGUUGAGCAUGGACAUGAACUCUCUAACAUGUAGUUCUUCAGUGCAUUAUGUCUGAAUCACCAUUUUCAAGGCAGCUCAGCUUAGUGCACAAAUUUUAAAUACUGUAUAUAAAGCAAAGAAGCCAGCAGAUGGGUGAAGAGGUCCAGAAUGACAUGCAAAAAUGACUUUUUAGGAAAACAAAACCACUUUGUAGCAAGAAAUUAAAUAUAGUUUAGAUUGUUACUUAUGUAGAUUUUAUUUUUACUAUGCCUUACCAAAUAUGACCUUAAAUAAAGUAGUCCUUCUGUACAUGGAAUUGUACUUAAACAAAACUAUUAUGUAAAAAGGUUUUAAUUCCUCAGGGUUUUAAUUUAGGCAAUUUUUUUUUUAGAUUACUGGUUUUAAGUGACUUAAUUAUACCUUAAUAAUUGUUCAGAGAUUUUGGUUUUACUUGAAUGUAAGUUAUAAGAUGGCACAUUCCUAAGGGUAUUUGUACUUGAAUGGUAAUGUGAAAACUGAAAUGAGAUAAUGUGCUGAGAUAAUACAAUGUGCUAAAUCUUUUAUGUGUUCUAACUUUAAUGACAAGUGCAACAAUGUUAGCCUGACUUCUGUACAUGCUCUUUUACUCUGAUAAUAUGUUAGGGCUGAUUUAUGUUUUGUAAUGUUGAUAAUUUACAUGCUUAUUUUUAAAAUAGUAUAUGUGCACACAUAUAAAUCAUAUUAAAACCUAUUAUUUUAAAUUG